This is a messenger RNA of Priapulus caudatus, 771 nucleotides long. RefSeq lists its product as uncharacterized. The record is from RefSeq and is a predicted model, not a curated record. The transcript has 3 exons. Bases 115 to 771 code for a protein of 218 amino acids. NCBI's taxonomy places the organism in Eukaryota, Metazoa, Priapulida, Priapulimorpha, Priapulimorphida, Priapulidae.
AGAAAAGGUGACAUAUAAACAGAUAGAGGUUGAUAGAGAAAGAGAAAGGCGGGUGCGAAAGAUAGCGAAAAAGAAGCAUCAGCGUGAUAUACACACACAUAUACACACGCUACAAUGACGAUGGCUUGUCGCGGCGACCAGAACUGCGUCUCACAUGUCUGUGAGCAGGAAGAGGAGUGGGACGAGAUCAGCCUGCACGCAUCCGGCGCUGCCUGCACCGCAGACGAUCCACAACAGCAGCAACAGCAACACUGCACAACGCCAACACUUCCAUACCCGCUCGAACGCCUCACGGCAGCGACUCUCGUAGCGACCGCACAGACGAAAGAGGGACCUGCCUACACGGGGGAAUACGGUACGGGGCAGCGCGCCGACAGCAGCGACGACGGCACCCCGCCACAAGAGGGCGUGGGCGGCGAUCAGACCGGCCGGAGUGGCAGUCGGUCGCCGUUGUCGCGUGGCCAGGACCAAGUGAGGAUGGUGGAGGAUCUGCUGUUCGAGAUCUAUCUGAAUCGAUACAGAGCCAGCGGACGCAGGGACAGCUUUGAUAGCGAUGGUUACAGCAUAUCGUCCUGUACGAGCGACGCGCUGCCCGGCCGGUCGUCCGAGUAUGAACGAUCGAAUCCGGUCCGACUGAAGCGCGCCUGCAUGGAGACAACCGAUAUCGAGGACCUGCGACAGAUGGGUGGAGAAACUCGACCCACCGCAUACAGGUGUUCAACGUCGCCCUCGUGCGGCAGCUGCGGGUACGCGAGCGCCGCCGGCGAGUAA